GAAAGUGAGGCAGACAUUGGAAGUCGAGGUGAAGAAGAACGAUGUUGUGUGGACUUCUAGGCGGAAAAUUCUUCAGAAAAUGCAAGCACUCGGCGAAGAACAUAAGGACGAGGGUUGUGCCGAUCCGCAAUAAGAAGCAGGCCACGGUGUGGUGGCUCAAGAAGGACGUCGCUGACCUCAUCGCCGCCGACCACGAAGCCAACGCAUAUGGAAGAAUUGAUGCUCUCAUGGUAGAGAUAAACCACACAUCAUGCUAUGACAUAAUCGAUCAGCACUGUUUAUACAUCUUGAACCAUCUUCCAGACCUGAAGAAGCAGAGGGAAUGUCCUCGAGAAGUCAUGGAAGCUAUAGCAACUCUAAUAUAUGCUGCUGCAAGAUUUUUUGAUUUACCUGAGUUGCGUGAUCUUAGGCGUGUGUUUAAUGAUAGAUAUGGGAGUUCAAUGGACUCAUCUAUAAAUGCUGAGUUUAUUGAUAAAAUUCAAGAGAAGUCAUUUUCAAAAGAAAAGAAGUUGCAGCUGAUGCAAAGUAUUGCGGAAGAGUUCUCCGUGAGAUGGGAUUCUAAGAGACUUGAGCGCCUAUCAAGUGCGACGCUGGGGAAAGCUACUCAUCCAGAUACUAGAAACAAUGAAGCCUCACCAGUUCAGGUUGGAACCAAAGAAAAGGUUUGGUCCAGAGAAAGAUAUCCUUCAAAUCCUGCAAGCAUUGCACGAAAAGAGCAAAUAGAAGCAGAUCCCAAAGACACUCAUGUUGUUUCAGCUGAAAUUAAGACGCCUGCUCGGGCUACUUCAAUGCUGAUGCCUGAGCUAUUGAAUCCUAAUGGUGGUCGAGUGCUUCGCAACAUGCCAGAUUACUUUCAGUUGGCUGCGCGGCUUGCUGCUUCACGGAACACUUGA
Molecule: messenger RNA, 893 nt
Organism: Zingiber officinale
Lineage: Eukaryota; Viridiplantae; Streptophyta; Magnoliopsida; Zingiberales; Zingiberaceae
Exons: 6
Coding region: 42-893 (283 amino acids)
Biological process (GO): protein transport
Source: RefSeq, a predicted model, not a curated record